Chironomus riparius is the source of this 1109-nucleotide messenger RNA. The record is from the annotation of a GenBank genome assembly. NCBI's taxonomy places the organism in Eukaryota, Metazoa, Arthropoda, Insecta, Diptera, Chironomidae.
UGAAUCAAAAAGAGAAAAUGAAGUUAAUAUUAUUUUUGAUUAUUCUGGCAAAUUUCUAUAUGAUUUCUGGUCAGAACAUAUUCAUUAAUUGUCGAUACGUGGAGAUUGAUCCGGAUAAAAAAUACACUUGCGAUUUUACUAUUAAUAAUCCAUAUGGAUUUGACAAUUUUACUGACAUUCCUGGAGAACAUUUACCUGGAAAGUCUGACAAAGAUGUUGCAUCAGUUGAGUAUCACUUUCGUCGUUUUGAUUUCUCUACAAAUAUUCCAUCAAUAAUUUGUCGAAAGUUUCCAAAUCUUAUACAUCUAUUCAUGUUUAGUGUUGGAAUUGAGAAAAUUGAUGAAUUUGAGCUUAGAGAUUGCAAAAAUAUUACUUUUCUUUUGAUGGGAUCGAACAAUAUUACCUCAAUUGCUGAAAAUGCUUUUGUUGAAAAUACAAAACUGACGAUUUUUAUGAUUCACGAAGAACCAAUUAAGACACUUCCUGAAAAUCUCUUCGAAAAACAACAUAAACUUGAAUAUCUAAUUUUGGCUGAUAACAAUUUUGAUGACCUCCCAGAAAAUAUAUUUCGUUCAUUAAAAUAUCUCAAAUUCUUUGUGUUUUGGAAAAAUGGAAUUAAAAAUUUGAAGCUUGAAUGGUUCCAUCCAUUAGAAAAUGUCGAAGAGUUAUGGCUAAAUUCGAAUUAUUUUGGUGACAUUCCGAAAAAUAUUUUUACUCAUUUAAGUAAUUUAACUGAUCUUGAAAUGCUUGAUACAGGCGUUAGUGUGAUUCACUCAGACUCUUUCGGAAUUCAUCCAAAUUUGACUAGAAUGUUCUUCAAUAACAAUUUAAUUUAUGCCAUCGAUGAGAAAUUUUUCGAUAAUGUCAAUCCAAAUGUUGAAGCAGAUUUUAGGAGGAAUAUUUGUACCAAUCGACGUGCAGUUGGCAUUAAAGAAGUUAAAAAAGAGUUUCGGCAAUGUUUCGACAAUUAUAAAAAGUUAUCAGAGUCGUCAAUUGAUCAUCCGAUCAAAAAAAUGACGAAUGCUAUGAACAGCAAUAUCAGACCUGAUCAAAGGAACAUCAAACUUGAAAAUAUAAUCAAGCAGUUGAGACAAAGAAUAAAGUUUUAA